Molecule: messenger RNA, 513 nt
Organism: Priceomyces carsonii
Lineage: Eukaryota; Fungi; Ascomycota; Pichiomycetes; Serinales; Debaryomycetaceae
Product: bZIP transcription factor
Exons: 1
Coding region: 1-513 (170 amino acids)
Biological process (GO): regulation of DNA-templated transcription
Molecular function (GO): DNA-binding transcription factor activity
Source: RefSeq, a predicted model, not a curated record
AUGGAUGGAUCCCAAAGAGUAACUGCUCUGAACUCAUCUAUAUCUGGCUUGUCACUGCUUACUGUUACUAAUGACCAGGAGAAAGAUAUCACCAACUCAUCUGUUUUUAAAACCGGAAAAUCGCUAGAAGUGGAACAUAAGAAUUUAGUAUGGAUAGAUCAAUCAGGGAAGUUUAUGCUGAAUAGUGAUGAUUCGUCUCGCAACUCAAGUUUUUCACCGUCAUCAAUAAAUGGAAUUACUGAUGUUCGACGGAGAUUAGAGAAGCGAAAGCGCAGGGACUACGUAAAAUACUCAGUUCAUGGAACAAAAGUGGAACAAAUAGAUAGAAAGCGUGUGAAAAAUACAUUGGCCGCUAGAAGGUAUCGUGAAAGACGACAAAAAGAAGUCGAAAUACUCGAUGAAAGGGUCAGGGAGCUUGAAAAAGAGCUAUCCUCUUCUCUUUUCGAAGCAAGAUGGUGGAAAAUGGAAGCACAGAGAUGGAGAGAAUUGUGUGAACUGCGUUUGAAAAAUUGA